AUGCCAGAGGGGUCAGGGGAGUCGCCGGCGGGCACCAGCUCCCCCAGCAUGAGCAACUUGGAGCCUCACGAGCUGCCGCACUGGGAGGAGGUUCAGCUCAACCUCGUCUCUGCGCGGGACUACUUCGCUAAUCAGCUUUACUCGCAACUCGCUCAUGUCCCGGCGACCAUGAUGUGCAGGAGGUUCUUCUUGAGAGACUCCAACGACAUAGCGGCCCUGCAACAUGUGAACAGCACGGAGUACAGGACAAACCUGCGCAAGAGGUUCUCGAUCCAUUCUCUCAGUGGUAUCGAUCAAAAGCAGAAGCAAUACAGCAAGGGCCACUACUUCGAAUUAGACCUGUAUGUCAAAGUACGAGAUGGGCCGGUUCAUCUGGACAGCAUCUUCAAUCGUGUCGUGGACUUGAAUGACAGUGAGAGCAUCGUCUGCCUCAGCAAUGAAGAUGGUCAGGCUACGACAUCCGCCGCCGAAUGCCUCAGCGACAUACGUCUUGAGCGAGGGGAGUGUUUCCACUUCGAGAUAACUGAAAGCCCGAGCUGUAUACUUGAAAAGAUGUAUCAGCUGGAUCGAGCAUAUGCCCUUCGGAAUCGGAUUCACAAGACCAACGUCGUGAUCAAGGCAAUGGGAGUGUUUGUCAACGGGAACAAAGAAAUCUUCAAGAGAAACUCGGUAAAUAUAUUGGCAAGAUGGAGAGAACACAAAGAAGCGAUACUCAUCGGGAAAUCAGGAGUACCAAUCUUUCUCAUCUACACCCCAUGCAGAAAUCUCUUCAGCUCGAUGGACCAGGUGCAGGAAAGCAACAAUAGCAGGUUUGACAAGGUUGAGGCGAGCAUCUCACAGGUUCAGACGAGUCUUGUGCAUCUAGAGGACAGAUUUUGCGAGGUGCAGGAAAGCAACAAUAGCAGGUUUGACAAGGUGCAGGAAAGCAACAAUAGCAGGUUUGACAAGGUUGAGGCGAGCAUCUCACAGGUUCAGACGAGUCUUGUGCAUCUAGAGGACAGAUUUUGCGAGGUGCAGGAAAGCAACAAUAGCAGGUUUGACAAGGUUGAGGCGAGCAUCUCACAGGUUCAGACGAGUCUUGCGCAUCUAGAGGACAGAUUUUGCGAGGUGCAGGAAAGCAACAAUAGCAGGUUUGACAAGGUUGAGGCGAGCAUCUCACAGGUUCAGACGAGUCUUGUGCAUCUAGAGGACAGAUUUUGCGAGGUGCAGGAAAGCAACAAUAGCAGGUUUGACAAGGUUGAGGCGAGCAUCUCACAGGUUCAGACGAGUCUUGUGCAUCUAGAGGACAGAUUUUGCGAGGUGCAGGAAAGCAACAAUAGCAGGUUUGACAAGGUUGAGGCGAGUAUCGACAAGGUAGUGGCGAGCAUCUCACAGGUUCAGAAGAGUCUUUGGAGCUUUAUGGCAAUUAGCAUGGCGGCUCUUUUUGUCUCGAGGAUCCCAGGGUUCACGUUGCCUGGGCAGCCGCUGGGAAGCGGGUCGCCAGGG
Molecule: messenger RNA, 1485 nt
Organism: Guillardia theta CCMP2712
Lineage: Eukaryota; Cryptophyceae; Pyrenomonadales; Geminigeraceae
Exons: 16
Source: RefSeq, a predicted model, not a curated record